AUGCAUAACUCAGGCGUGAUCUGCUUUGUUAUAGGGAGUUUCUUCUGGCUCCCCCAUGUGAGAGGUGAGGAAGGCUGCCUUAACACUGAACUCUGUUCAGGUACAGAAUGGGACCGUCUGUGGUAUAUCUGUGUGCCCUCCCGUUGCAGGCUGGUGCUGGUGGUCGGGGGGCUCCUGCUGCUGUGUGGCCUGGUGUCUGUCUGCGUGAGGUGCUGCUUCCAGUGCCAUCAGGCAGGGGACGAGGCGGGCCCCCAGCCCUAUGAGGUCACCGUCAUUGCCUUUGACCAUGACAGCACCCUCCAGAGCACCAUUACUUCUCUCCACUCGGUGUUUGGGCCUGCUGCCAGGAGGAUAUUAGCCGUGGCACACUCCCACAACGCUGUCCAGAGCACCCCUUCCCUCUCUGCACCUGACACCCCCCCAGUGUACGAAGAAGCUCUGCACAUGAGCAGGUUCACCGUGGCCAAGGCGGGGCAGAAGGUGCCGGACCUGGACCCGGUGCCAGAGGAAAAGCCGCAGGUGCCUGCCGAGGGCAAGGACACCCAACCAGCCCUCCCAGGACACUGA
Messenger RNA from Serinus canaria (Common canary), 567 nucleotides. It is a transcript of the gene TMEM52B, whose product is annotated as transmembrane protein 52B. The transcript has 5 exons. Lineage: Eukaryota; Metazoa; Chordata; Aves; Passeriformes; Fringillidae. The record is from RefSeq and is a predicted model, not a curated record. Bases 1 to 567 code for a protein of 188 amino acids.